AUGUAUUUAAACAGAGUUCACAGAACGUUUCCUAAAUUAAAAAAGCUAGUAACAAGACGACAAUCUCAAGCUGUGCUAUCUGAACAGAAUGAGUACACUGAUACACCGGAAUAUCCACCUAUUUUGGACAUGUCUUUACAAGGCAAAAAAUUUAGAGAAAGACAAGAACUUCAUCAAAAAAUUCAAGCAAUAAAUACUGUGGAGGAGAAACAGAUUGCUCUGAAUAUGCCUCGUUAUUAUGGGUGGAAGUGUAUUAUAUUUAAUGAAGACAAAGUGCCCUACAAUGCUAUGCCCCUAGUUCAAUAUUACACAAGAAGUCACUUCAUUCCUGUUGAUAAGCUCCCGGAAUAUUAUAAGAAAACAAGUGAGGCAGCUGACGCCGUUGUUAAAGAGAUUAAGGGGCUCAUUGAAGAAGCUAUUCUGAUUGAGAACGGAGGUGUUGACCGAAAAAUCAUUACCAGUACACAAAAGAAAGAACAACCGCAGUUAGAGGAUGCUGUAGCUAAAUGUAUAGUGAAGCAAAUAAACAGAAUCAUCUCUAACAAUUUAGCUGACAAAGUGGAACAUGUUUUAUCAUCACAAGUUGAUUAUGAUCCUCGCCAUGAAGCGUUUUGGUUUAUUGGUGGUGUAGAUACACCCAUCAAUGUUGUGAGGUGGAGGCAGCAAUAUAAAUAUCUUAAGGAUCGCUGGUACGAGUCUAUCGACAGGCCUAUUCAAUACUUAGGAACUCCGUUACUGACAGUAAGAAACCGUUUACCUUUAAAGCCUAUUCUGCCUUUUCAAGAAGCUGAGAAUCCAGAAUUCAAAGUACCUAAGUUCACAGCUGAACCUCGUGCUGUUGGAUAUAGUACGGAACACAGACAUGGCACUAAUAUACCAGGUUUCUGGCCUGGUGAUUUUGAUGAAUUUGGCCUGGUGUCUUAUCACGGCCGUGGUCACAUUCUAGGCAGAAGAGAAUCGUUUGGGCCUGAAGACCAUAUUGAAGCUUUGCAUUGUCAGGCAAUGAAAGCCAGCUUUGGUUGGCUACUAGCCCAGGCCAAUUACCAAGGAUUCACUACUUUUAAUGAUGUAACUUAUCCUUUAGUUACUCAAACUGUUAUCACUAAUGGUCAGCUGUGGUCUCUUUAUGCAUACCAAUUAAAUACUAUUGAGAUGCAUCGAGACAAGGUUGAUAGCCCCAAAAGCAACAUUUGCUUUGGAACAAAACCUCUGAAAUUGUAUGACAGCAUAGAGAAUGGAAAAGUACAGGGGCUUAAUGAGGAUGUGUUGAAGAUGAUUGUCCAGUUUUACUUGAAUGCUCCUGAAGAACGAGACCAUGAAAUGAAACCAUAUUUAGGUGAAGAAGAACAAGUCGUAGCUGAUAUUGAAGAUGAUAAUAAGCGCUGUUGGCUUGAAAACAGAUACAAACACUUAGUAUCUAAUAGACCCAAACAUUACUUAUUGCCUGAAGUUUACUUAUGGGAGCGUAUAUACAAGAUUCAAUUCAACUCAAGAUUCUUUGAAGCUAAGAGGAGACCAUUUGAACUGGGAAUUAAUCCUUACACCAGAAGAUUGGAUCAACAUCUACCUCCUUAUAUUCCUAAAGUUUUGAGGCCAUAUCCCAAGAGCAGAAAGAAGUUCGAAACAACUUACUAUCCUAAGGUUUAA
Molecule: messenger RNA, 1647 nt
Organism: Spodoptera littoralis (African cotton leafworm)
Lineage: Eukaryota; Metazoa; Arthropoda; Insecta; Lepidoptera; Noctuidae
Source: the annotation of a GenBank genome assembly